UGCCAUCCUCCAUGUUGAACGUCUCGGUUCUCGCCCGGACGGAGUCAAACAUGGUCUCCUCAGUGAAUAUAUGAUAAUAAGUGCACCGAAAAUGUCCUCGAUCUCGCAGGGCUUGGAGUUCCUUGACCUGGAUGGGGUGGGAGAGGAUGUCAGCCAAUAUCUGGUGGCACUCUGCCGGGAGAGUAACCCCGCUGUGCAGGUGCUGGCCACGGAGGUGCCCGCUGCCCCUCGGAGGGUUGGGGCCACCUCAGAGGAACAGGCAGCCUCCUCCCCUGCUCUGUCGCCAUCCCCACAAGUAACAGCUGCCGACAAGGAAGUGGAGGAGCCUGCAAUGCUGAUGGACCAGACCAUUCCUGACAUUGGCCAGGAGGAGUUCGCAGGACCAGGGACUUUCCUCCCUGAUGGGGGCUUCGUUGGCGAUGGUAAGGUGAGUGUGAUGGCUGACUCUCGACCACCACCACCACCACCCCAGGCCACCUCCAUCACCAGCACCACUAUCACCACCCCAACCACCACCACCACCACUGCUGCAGCUGCCACACUGGCCACCUCUGUGCCUGCAGAGAUAGUCCCGGUCAGGGACUUCAACGUGCCUCCACCCAUUAUUUCUUCGCAGAACCAGCAGGGAGCUCCUCAGGGAGGCCAGCAGAUGUUCCACCAACCUUAUCUGUCAGCUUCCCCUAACAACCCCCCAAUAUAUAACCCACAUAUGCCCCCCCCUCCACACCCGCAGCCUCCGCCUAAUAACUUGUACACUCAAAUCCCGCCGCCUACUGUUUUGCCUCAUGGAGCAACGGUUUAUGUCGCUAACUGUCACGUCAACCUUUCCCCCUAUAAUGGAGGUCAGGGGCAGGCACCCGUUAUCACAUCAAAUGCUGGACCGUCUCAGUCUCCUCCGGCUGCCCCUGUCAUGCAGUCUGUGCCAGUCAUGUCUGAUCAGCCUGCUGUGCAUGUGCCUCCCGUUGUCAAACCUAUGCAUGAGAAUAAGCCAGAGUUUGAGAACAGGAGGUUUGACCAGUUCCGAGGGGGCCACCGUGGGCGUGGGCGUGGACGUGGACGUGGGAAGCGCAACAACAGUGAGAGGAGCAACUCGGUCAGUAGUGACCACUCAGGGUAUGGCAAUGAGAAACACUACACAGAUGGCAUGGGACCCCCCCAAUAUGGCCACGUGGCUGGACCCUAUAUGUAUCCAAAUGUGCCGUACCCAAUGCGUGGAGCCAAUUAUCCACACUACCCUAGUGUCCCAGCUGCACAAACUGUUCAAGGUGUACCACUUAUGUACCAGCCUCAACAGUACUCCCAUUAUGUACAGUAUCAGGCUCCAAACCAGGGCCACAUGAUGCCCUACCAGCAGCAGACAAUGCCUCCUGGCUCGCAGCAUCCCAGCACACUCCAGCACAUGCACCAUCAGCUGCCACAUCACCAAUCUACACACCAGCCCCCGCAGCAACCUCCACAUCACCACCAGCCUCCGCCGCCUCUACAGCACCAGCAGCCUCCGCUUCAUCAUCAUCAACAGCAGCAGCCGCAUUACCCACAACAUGAGCCACAGCAAGUUCAUGUACCUCAUCAGGAUCAAUUUCACGUACCAGCACAGCCACAGCAGCAUCAGCAGCCUCCCCCUCCACAGCCACAGCCACCACCCCCUCAACAGCCUCCUCCUGCAGUAUUGGAGCCCCAGCAGCAGCCACCAGUAGCUCAACACACACAGCAGCCGGCAAACUACGAACCCCAGGAAGCUCCAUUGCCAGUAGAAGGCCAAACCAAUGGGCAGUUUGUGGCCGACUCUCAGGCUCCUGCUUCACAAUUUGAAAAUGAUGGUUCAGGUGGUGUACAGCCAACAGAUGGAGCAUCAACUUCAGCGGAGAUGCCUAUUGCUAUAGCAGAAACAGAUAAGUCUAAUUCCCUCAUCACACAGACAGCUGCCUUGUCCUUAGAAGAUCCUGUAGAAUCAGUAAUCACUAACAUUCCUGCAGAACCUGAACAACCAGUUCCAGACAUUCAGGAGAAUAUUCCUAAUUCCACUCAACUGGUUUAUGAGGAAAACCAUGCUCCAGUCUCUCCCCCCAUAGCCAAACCAGUCACAACCCCGGACAUGAAGGAGGUUAAAUCUCUCUCCAACAAGCCUCAUUCUGCUCAGAAUGGAUUGGGUUCAUCUGGUAAGCCCCCUGUGCAUGAGCCUCAGAUUCUAAUCCCCAACUUCAAUAAAGGGAAGCACAUGCAGAAGCUGGCUGUUGACAUUACCGGUAAUCAUACUACUUUGUCCGAGAUAACCUUCAUGUCGGAUGAGAUUCAACCUAAUGUUGAUCCUCAGGAGCCAGUGGAAUUUGUGCCGGUUCCCAAAGCAGCCGUGAUCAUUCCACCUGCAGUCUCCCAGAGUGUUUCCCCAGUCAAUGUUCCUUUCAAAGCUUCCCCUCCUUCAAGUGUGGAGCCUCCAGUCCCAUCAGGAAACAAGAGCAUUGCCUCCUCUUCAUGGGCAGCAAAUGGUGGGACAGUGGUAAUAGCUGGUGAUGGUGGGGUGGUGCCACCCAGUACUCCAUCAGUGGCCAGUCCUGCUCUUUCAGAAGUGAACAAGAAGGAGGCUGUGAUGCCCGAGAUGGCAGCCAGUGCCCAACCCGGUGGAGCUUGGGCUCAGAAGAAGAGCUGGUCCCAGUUGUUUAAGCCAUCCGAUGAAGGAGCAGCCAAGCAAGUGGCUUAUGUUGCACCCUUCAACCAGGAGACAGAGAAGCUUCGGGAGGAGGCAACAGAGAAGGCCCCUGACCAGCCUACAUCGGAAGUGGAUCUGGAUAAGGUCAAAAUUGGAGGCAUGUUGCGAGAGUACAACCAAGACCAUCGCCAGGUUGCUCUUCAGCCUCGAGGACUGAUCAACAAGGGAUAUUGGUGCUAUGUUAAUGCUCCUCUGCAAGCCCUGCUAGCCUGCCCUCCUUUCUAUAAUUUAAUGAGAAAUGUGCCCAACAUUGCUGGGCUCAAGAAGGGCAAAUCUUCAACACCAGUUCUGGAUAGCAUUGUGGAGUAUGUAAAUGAGUUCUCUGAUAUGGCUCCCAUGCUGAGGACAAGCAAGAAAGACAAGAACAAUUCAGCUGCACGCAAAGAACCAGAAAUAGUCAACGGCCCGCCAUUCGAACCAUCAUAUGUCUACAAGAUGUUGGCCUCCUUGAGUGGGGAAAUGUUUACUGAGGGUCGACAACAAGAUGCUGAAGAGAUGCUCUCCGUUGUCUUGAAUGGCUUGCACGAAGAGAUGGUGGAAGCCUUGAAACUGGUAAAUGAGAAUACUGCAGCCUCGGGCAGCAAUUCCGUCAAUGGCUCCGUAAACGGGGAAAAUGUAUCGGACAACGAGGAGAUGUCAGAUGAUGAUGAAUGGCAGGUAAUGGGCCCACGCAAAAAGUGCUGUGUGACCCGUAGGGCUCACUUCUCCCCAACCCCCAUUAGUGCCAUAUUCUGGGGGCAGCUAAGGUCUGUUCUACACCAAGCAGGAGGCCAACCUACUGCUAACCUGCAACCAUUCACCACACUACCAUUAGAUAUUCAGUCUCCCAAGGUUGAGAGUGUUAGAGAUGCUUUAGAGCAGCUUGUGAGCCGUGAGGAGAUUCCAGAUUUUACAUGCUCAAAGACGAACCAGGAGGUAACAGUGUGCAAACAGGUAUUCCUGGAGCACCUCCCUCCAAUCCUAAUUCUGCAACUCAAGAGGUUCAUCUAUGACAAGGAUGGUGGCCUGCAGAAGAUCAUGAAGAAGGUCAACUUCCCCAUAGACUUAGAAGUGACCAAAGAAUUGAUGUCAACCAACAGUCGAGGGAAAUACUCGGCCCAACAGAAGAAGUACAAGCUCCUGGCUGUUGUAUACCAUGACGGGAAGGAAGCCACUAAAGGUCACUACAUCGCAGAUAUAUAUCAUGGAGGUUACACCUGCUGGUUGAGGUAUGACGACAGUUGUGUGAAAGCUGUUCCAGAGGCCAGUGUCCUUCGCCAUGCCGCACCCAGGGUGCCCUAUCUCCUUUUCUACCGUCGUGGAGACACCAUGACAAGGCCAUCAACGAAAACCAAAUCUUGAGGACCUUGCUGAACAUUAAGAGGCCAGGACUUGCAGAUUCCUCCCAUGGGAGAGAAGCCCUUCGUCCUGAGGUCCAUGGUGUGCUCAGAUCAACCAUCUUGGGAAGGGAGAGUAUGGUUACCUGGCCCCACCUAUCCUUGGUAUGUUCUGUUCAAGCAGUGCCUGGAUUGCGGGAAAGGCAUUGAAUUACAACACCACGUGCAAGGACACCAGAAGUAGCCAGCAGCAUGAAGUUAACAAGUGUCCAUAAUCUGCUUAACCUUUUGUACCCAAGGAAUGUUGAAUACUCAUGAUAAUGACACUAGUUUAUUUUAAAGGAAAUUUAAACAUUUGAGAAUUAGUUCUUUGCGUCAAGUUUGUUAUAAACAAUAUAUAUCUCUAUAGUUAGUUUCACCAGACAAGACAUAGUAAUAGGUGUUUCUUGAUGAACAUCUCAAAGAUAGAUGAAAAGAAAACAAGAAGGAAGAGUCACUGAAAAAAGAUUGUGAGUGGAAAGAUAUUAACAUCAAAUGCAAAUGGAAAAAUGGAACUUGCUUUUUUCGUGAGCGGUUUUGUAAUAGCCAGAGAGAGUCAGAGCUAUUUACAAAUGACAAUGGACUCCAAUUGAAAGAGGUGUCAAGGGGUUUAUCCUCUUUGUAGGCUUCCAUUAUUCGUUUGGAUGGAGAGUGGGAUGUGGUGUGACUUGAUUUAGAGAAUUACAUACCAUUGUUGACCAAAAAAAAAAAAUGAAAAAUAAAAAAAGAAAAAAAAAGGAAUAAAAAAGAAAAAAAAUGUGAUAACAGUGGCCAUGAGUUACACUGUUAAUUUGUGUGCUUGUAUGUCAUUGUGAUUGGGUCUUUAGGUAUAUUGUUGCAAAUUUUCAACUUUGGCUCUGGGUUACUGUUAAUGACAUGUGCCUGUCUUUAAAGUGUUCAGAUAUGGCCCACUUUGAAACAAUAAUAUAUAUUGAAUUAAAUGCUAUCAGUGUGGCAGAUAUGUAUUGUGCAUCUGUCAAAUUUACCUAGCUCUAAAAAAAAAAUCAUAGGUAUAUACUAUUAUAAUCUUGGAAAAGUAAUGAAUUAAAAGAUGAUGACUUUCACUUUUUUUUUUUUUUUAUCUAGUUAGAGAAAACAUUUUAUAAUAUUCAGAAGAGUAUAAAGAAAUAUCAGAUUGUUAGUAAGCCCUUGAGAAUGAACAACAAUUAUUGUUGAAUGUAUUAGCUAGCCAUAAGAUUUUUUUUUUAUUAUGAAAAUUCAUGGUUCUCAAUAUUUGUGCAACAAUACAUUUUUUCAUGAAUUUCAAGGGUUUGGUUAUUUUUCACUGCAUUGUCAGUAUUUGAUUGAAAGAUUCAGAAUAGUUAUUUGAAGUAUUAUUUAGAUGCUUCCAGACCAGUUAGACAAACUCUUCAUUUGGGAGUGUUACAAGUGAAGUUAAGAAAAAUAUGGUGUUGAAAGGGAUCCCUGAACUCUUUCAAGUUUUUUUUUUUUUUUUAGGACCAGAUCGUAAAAGGUGCCAUAGGGGGCACAGGCCAAUUACGGCCACCCAGAUGGCACAAUGCCUUCUUAUAAUGUAGAGAGAGAGAGAGAGAAGCUUAUAUUCCUGUCCCUUUUCCCUCCAGAACUUGCUAAGUGGCUGCCACGUGUCUGUCAUGCCGCCCAAGUCAUGUAACAAUUCUCACCUCUUGACUUCGUGUUUGCUCUGGCCCUCAAGCGUCUCCAAUGGAACCAGAUGUAAAGGAGGUUGUAGUUUUGUGUUUAUUCACGUCUGACGAGGAUUUUUUCCUCCUGUGACUGCUUCCCCCUCCCCCCUCCCCCCUCCCCUUCCUCCCUCUUUCUGUUCGACGCAUAGUAUUUGCCACUUCAGCAAAUGGGGGGUGGGGGGAAGCCGUAUAAGUGGGCUGGGUCAGGACUUUGCGGUCUGUGGGAAAAUUAUCAUCACUAUUUGUUAUGGUUAAUUUUUUUAUUUUUACACUGAUUGGCUGUUCAAUACAAACUAGUCAAAGAAAGAAAGAAAGAAAGAAAAGGUAAAUAAAAGGAAAUGUCUCCUAAGCGUAGACAAGAUUCUCAAAUUAGAAUAUGUAAUGGUAUGUAGCAUAUUGUUGUAGCUAAGCUUACUUAUUAUCUGUGAGAGGAAAACAAAAUCAAAAUUUUUUAGAGGAUUUUUUUUAAAUGUACUCGAAGCAAACCGAAGCAGAAGGAGCAGUAAUCAUAAAUAUUCAAGAUUUGUUUUAGACUAAAGCUACUUUAUUACAUUUUCUAGCAAACUUUAUUUACUGAUUAACUUUAGUAUGUUGCAUUUCACAUGAAAGUGUUUACUACGUCCGUUUUUUUUUUUUUUUUUUUUUUUUUUUUUUUUUUUUUUUUUUUACGGCUAGGAAUUGUUUUCCUCUUAAACUUAGGUUGCAUUUUAUUUUUUUGUUUAUUUGUUUAUUUUCAUUAUUAUUUUUUUUUUUUUCUGAUUUUUUGUUUUUGUUUUUGUUUUAACUUUUUAGGUCCUAAUUGGGAGACAUCUUCACAGAUCUCCUAUAAUACAAAUGAAAAAUUUACUGUGUCAUUAGUUUUAUUAUUAUCAUUAUUAUUAUGAGUAUUAGUAUUUUUAUGAUUAUGAUUAUUAUUAUUUUUACUAUUACUGUUAUUACCAUUACUAUUGUUAUUGAUAUUUUUGUUUGAAUUUUCUUUGUUAUUUUUGUGUAAUGCACACUUCAUAUUUAUUAUCUUUUAUUAUAUUAUUUUAAGGCUGACUGUUAUUUUUAAGCCAGUAUCCCAUGAGUAUUUGGCCAAAGUUGCUAGUAGUGUUUGUCUGUUGUGUUCCAAGGAUCCCUCUUUUUUUAAAUUAUGUAGAAAAGAGAUGAAAAGAAAAGGAAAAAAAAAAAAAAAAAAACUUAAAACUGAUGACUGUGUUGAGUCAAACCCGAGCCUAUUCCUAUUUUAUGAAGCCUGAAGUGAUCGUGUUGUCGUCGAUGGUGUAGAUAUCCCGUAUACUUAAUGGACCGCAGUGCAUCACCUUAUUGAGAAGUUAUUGCAAGUGAAUGAUGGUGAUGGAGCGAGAGCUUGGCAAAAUGUGAAAGAAAUGUAACAGCUUGGAGGGAAUUUCACCCGUUUGAUCUCGUUUUAGAGUGUGUGAUGGGGCCUGAUGUGGUUCUUUGUGAUUUAUGGGAGUCCGGCCUCAUUUUCUUUUGUUCUGUUUCUAUUCUGUUCCUUUUCGUUAAUAGAUACCUUAUAUCUGAGCAAAAUGUGUGUAUUUACAGAUCUCACACAUUGCUUGUCAUAUUACACAUUACAUCAUACUGUACACAUCACCCCAAACACAUCUCCCCAUUGCAUACACUUUGUUAUAUACAUUGUGUAUAUAUGUGUAUGUGAGCUUUUGUUUUCUGUAAGUGUUUACACCUUUUACUUGUUUUAAUUUCUUUCUCUACCUAAUGGUUCUCAUGCAGCAAGCUUGAGAUACAGUUUUGCUAGAACCUUGUGUCUCAGGCAGUGGCCUUAACUGGCUGUGUGGUUCUGAAGAUUGCUUUGCAUCACAUGUAAGGAACUGCUUGUAUAUACAAUAAAUUGGCACUCUAGGUGUGCUUAAGUCCACUGCUAUCUGUACUUUUGUCUUUAACAAAGAGUCAAAUUCAGCAAUCACUUGCUUUUUUUCUUCCUUCGGAAACGGUCAAUGUUAUCUCGGAAUCAGAUGUGCAUUGUUUAGACUGAGGGCACACAAGAUUAUAGAAUACAAUUUCCAGAGAUAAUCUUCUGUUUACUCUCCAAAUCUUGGUCAACCUUCACUAGUUCAGUCAGAGAGCAGCAGCAGAUUGUCAGAAAUGCUUUUCUCUCCACAGUAAACAUGCCUUAACCACACAUACACUGAUGAAAAGCAUCUAUCAGCUCAAGGUAGGGACUCCUGAGGACAUCUGUGGAGUACAUUGAACAACUAAACAAGACUGUGUACAUAAUCAUCUGUACUUGACUGUAGGAUAAAUAGAUUGGCUGAUAUGUGAUACUGAGUUUCUGUUCAAGACACUUAUCCUCUUGUAGGAUAGUAUCUACACUACUGUGGUUUUCCUUUGAUGUCAGCAGGGUGGCAGUGUUUUUGCAUUUCCAUUUUAAUGAUUUACUUUUUUGUAUUAUAUAUUUUUUAUUUAUUACACAUAUCUUUUUAGUUAGUUUAAUCAUUGGUUUACAUAUUUCAUGCACCUGUUCCUUAUCAUUCAUUCUGUAUUGGGAGGGGUCCUGUAUCUUCCAACUAUUGUAUUUGCUCAGAGGUGUGACUACUGAGAAUAUAUAAAUUGUCACACUAGUAAAACUUAGGUUAUUUUAA
Messenger RNA from Penaeus indicus, 8332 nucleotides. Its product is annotated as titin-like. Gene Ontology annotation, biological process: regulation of autophagy; DNA damage response, signal transduction by p53 class mediator; protein deubiquitination. NCBI's taxonomy places the organism in Eukaryota, Metazoa, Arthropoda, Malacostraca, Decapoda, Penaeidae. The record is from RefSeq and is a predicted model, not a curated record. Bases 71 to 4048 code for a protein of 1325 amino acids. Gene Ontology annotation, cellular component: nucleus; cytosol. The transcript has 10 exons. Gene Ontology annotation, molecular function: cysteine-type deubiquitinase activity.